AUAGAAAAGAUUACUAAGUAGAGGAAGAAGCAAACAUUAGCUAACAUGCAAAGGCAAUGACACCCAAAAACACAUUGUGAAAAGCAUUGGAUUAUGCCUCAAGCAUAUUUUACCCAAGAUGUAACGUACAUCAAAUCUAAAUCCCCCAAAACGUCCUUUACGCCCUAAGAUUUGGUGAGGUAAAAGAGCAUUCAAAGCUCCUCUCCCACCCUAUACCCUUUUGUUUUGCUCAAUGUGCUUGACGUGAGUCACUGUAAAUAAAAAGCCCACAGCUCCCAAAGCUUUUCUCAUACUCUCCGAUUUCAGUGGCCAAAAUGAGGUUCCUACUGCACAUUAUCUUCUUCGCCUUGUUUUACACUUCGGCGACGGUGGGUUUUGUUCGCUCCCGGAGCUCACCUCAGAGCCCCAAAACGACCAUCCUCGACGUCGCGGCUUCGAUUCAAAAAACCCAAACCGUUUUUGCAACGCAAGCACUCUUCAACCAGCAGAAACCGAGCUUCUCAGCCAAGUCUUCGCUCACUCUUCAACUUCAUUCGAGAAUGUCAGUCCAGAAACAUUCUCACAGUGACUACAGGUCACUGACUUUGGCGCGGCUCGAGCGCGACUCGGCCCGAGUCAGAUCUUUGACGGCGCGGUUAGAUCUAGCGCUUAGAGGCAUUGGCCAAUCAGAUCUCGAACCGGUGGAUACGAGGGAUGGUCAGGGGUUUGCAGCUGAGGAUAUACAAGGUCCGGUUGUUUCAGGGACGAGUGAGGGAAGCGGCGAGUACUUCUCACGCGUUGGGAUCGGCAAACCGCCGAGUUCCGUGUACAUGGUGCUCGACACAGGCAGUGACGUCAACUGGCUACAGUGCGCUCCCUGCGCCGACUGCUACCAGCAAGCCGACCCGAUCUUCGACCCGGCUUCAUCCGCUUCGUACGCGCCGCUCUCGUGCGAGGCCCGGCAAUGCAGGUCCCUCGACGUGUCCGAGUGCCGCAACGACACGUGUCUCUACGAGGUGUCCUACGGCGACGGCUCGUACACAGUCGGCGACUUUGUGACCGAGACCAUCACUCUCGGCACGGCUUCGGUCACCAACGUAGCGAUCGGCUGCGGCCACAACAACGAAGGUUUGUUCGUUGGCGCCGCCGGCUUGCUUGGCCUCGGCGGUGGCUCUCUCUCGUUCCCGUCUCAGCUCAACGCCUCGUCCUUCUCAUACUGUCUCGUGGACCGUGACUCGGACUCAGCCUCUACUCUCGAGUUCAACUCACCUCUCCCUCCUAACGCCGUUACCGCUCCGUUACACCGUAACCCCCAACUCGACACGUUCUACUACCUCGGCCUAACCGCACUCAGCGUCGGCGGUGAAUUGCUGCCGGUUCCGGAAUCAUCCUUCCAACUCGACAGUACUGGAAACGGCGGAAUUAUCGUCGACUCGGGCACGGCCGUGACUCGGUUUCAAACGGACACCUACAACUCGCUCCGUGACGCCUUCGUGAAUGGCACACGAGACUUGCCGUCUACUAACGGCGUGGCGCUGUUCGACACGUGCUACGACCUGUCAUCGAGGUCCAGCGUCGAGGUCCCAACGGUGGCGUUUCAUUUUCCAGACGGGAAGGUGUUGCCGUUACCGGCUAAGAAUUACCUGAUACCGAUUGAUUCGGUCGGAACGUUCUGUUUCGCGUUCGCUCCCACUUCCUCGGCGUUGUCAAUCAUCGGUAAUGUCCAACAGCAAGGGACACGUGUUGGGUUCGAUAUCGCUAAAUCUGUUGUUGGGUUCUCACCCAAUAAAUGCUAGUACGAAUUAAUUCAUUUU
Messenger RNA from Corylus avellana, 1793 nucleotides. Its product is annotated as Eukaryotic aspartyl protease family protein. Gene Ontology annotation, biological process: proteolysis. NCBI's taxonomy places the organism in Eukaryota, Viridiplantae, Streptophyta, Magnoliopsida, Fagales, Betulaceae. Gene Ontology annotation, molecular function: aspartic-type endopeptidase activity. The record is from RefSeq and is a predicted model, not a curated record.